Messenger RNA from Colletotrichum scovillei, 1223 nucleotides. RefSeq lists its product as uncharacterized. The record is from RefSeq and is a predicted model, not a curated record. Lineage: Eukaryota; Fungi; Ascomycota; Sordariomycetes; Glomerellales; Glomerellaceae. The transcript is spliced from 6 exons. The coding region runs from base 384 to 1223 and encodes 279 amino acids. Gene Ontology annotation, biological process: mycotoxin biosynthetic process.
GCUCAAAACGCCAUCGCAGAUAAGAUGACCUUCACUGUACAGACCUUCCAGAUCUGGAGGAAAGGAUUAUCAUCAGCGCAUGUCCCGCUUAGGUCGUUAGGCGGGAUACGCCCACCCACGUCUGUGACGGUGGCGGAGUUUACGGCGCUUUGUGAUCCCUCACGAAUCCUUCCAGCUUUGAUUCGAAGACGCUAUCUCGUGGCAAUUUGCACCACUCACUCGGCGUCUUCCCCUCGUCUGGUUUCGUCUACCAUUUGGCCGUUCGGACGGCUCAAUUGUCUCAGUCUCUUUCACCUGUGAAUCUCAUUCUCUACUAUUGUCGAGCCUUUGGCAGACUUCCUAUCUACCUCACCUCCAAACGCUAUCGAGAAUUCAGCUCAAAGAUGGGCCGAGAUCACAAAGAGUACUCGCCUGUGUACUCUGAUGAGAGUCUAGCAUCGAGUCGUGAAGCUGUCGAGGCCGCAGUUGCAGCAGCAAAUAUACGGCACACGUCAAAGCUUGGUAAAUUCGGGGUGUGGACUCUCCAUGCCGUCUUGAUCACCAUCUACACCGCAAUCUUUGCUGUUUCAUUAUUGCCCAACAGACCAUUUUCGGGAGUGUUUAGUUUGAUAGAUGCACCACCAAAGGCUGUCGGCGAGGAGACUCAUCUCGAAGUCUUCCCUAUUCAAGGCCCGCCACAUGGCAAAUACACGGGCGAACCAAGACCGGAGGUAGAUCAAGCAUGGAGGGACUUGCUACAGUACAACAAUAUCCGAGUUUCCGAGGAAUGGGUUCAUCGCUGGGGACGGGAGCAUGAGGCGGUAAAGCUACCUGAUGGCGGGUAUCUUGGCAUGCUCAGUGUCUUCCACGAAUUGCACUGCAUUAAGCGUCUCUACCAAACGCUGUCGCCCGACUACUACUUUCCCAAUGCAACUAAGCAAGAAAUCGCUACGAAUCGAGAGCACAACCAGCACUGUCUUGAGGUCCUCCGCAUGGGUGCAGCCUGCCGUGGUGACAUUUCCAUCAUCACCCACAUGUGGACUGACAUCGACGCGAAGCCCAUCGUGAACCAAACAGCGCCUCACCAGUGUGUUGACUUUGACAAGGUCAUGGACUAUUCUCGGGACAAUACAGUAGACGUGUAUCAGGACAACUAUAUCGUCCACCCGAAGUUCGGACCUUCCUUUCCCAAGGGCAACAGCAUUAAGCCCUUUAAGGAGCAGGGGAUGGGGCACCAUCAUUAA